UUUUGUUCUUCCAUCCAUCCAUCCAUCCAGUUUAUAAUGUACUUCAUCCAUCCAUCCAUCCAUCCAGUUUAUAAUGUACUCCAUCCAUCCAUCCAUCCAUCCAGUUUAUAAUGUACUCCAUCCAUCCAUCCAUCCAUCCAUGACAUUUGGUGGUCAAACCUCCACUACUACUUUGUUUCCACCAUGACAUAAAAAAUAAAAAGCGACUUUUUAUCUCACAAUUCUGACUUUUUUCUCACAAUUGUGAGUUUAUAUAUCACAAUUCUGACUUUUUUUUCUCAGAAUCAUGAGUUAUAAAGUCAGAAUUGUGAGAUAUAUCGCAAUUGCUUGUUAUGUCCAAUUGUGAGGGGGAAAAAGACUGACGUCAGAAUUGUAAGAUAUAAAGUCAGAAUUGCGUGAUAAAAACUCGCAAUUGCGAGAAAAAAAUAUAACAAGCAAAUCUGAUUUUAUAACUCUCAAUUGUGAGUUUAAAUCUCGCAAUUCUGAGAAAAAAAGUCAGAAUUGUGAGUCGCAAUUACCUUUUUUUUUUUUUUAUUUAGUGGCGGAAACAAGCUUCCAUACAUUUGAGCUUGAUUAUUGUAAAAUAUUAUUAUAAUGGUACAUGCAAUUAUCUGACCAUAUAUAAAGCCACAAUAUCAACUCUGACAACAUAAUGUUUAAUUAGUUAAAAAAUACUGUGUUUUUUCCAUUUCCUGAAAAGUAGCGGUUUUGGACAUACAGGUUUCCACCCGACAGCAACGACAUGCACUACCCGUGCUGCAUUCAGCAGGGAUUUUUAAAUCCUUUGUUGUAUUCCUCAAACAACCCCUGAUUAAAAGAAGAUAACAUUUGCCGCAACCCCAAGAUUAUGAACAGAAUUAUUAGUUUCUUCAAGAAAAAGUGAAGAGCUGAAUUUAUGGCGACAACUAAUUCAUAAAGAUGUUUGAAGUGCGCAGAUGCACCGUGUCAGAAAAGCUGCCCGACUAAUCUGAACAUAAAGGCCUUCAUUACUAGUAUUGCAAACAAGAAUUAUUAUGGGGCGGCACGGACCAUUUUGUCAGACAACCCACUAGGUUUGACGUGUGGGAUGGUGUGUCCCACCUCAGACCUGUGUGUUGGGGGGUGCAACUUGUAUGCGUCUGAGGAAGGACCCAUCAACAUUGGGGGACUGCAGCAGUUUGCCACUGAGGUGUUCAAAGAAAUGGGUGUUCCUCAGAUAAGGAAUCCCAAUCUUCUGCCUCAGAUCAGGAGCUAUCACUCUAAAAUAGCUCUGAUUGGCUGCGGCCCCUCCAGCAUCAGCUGCGCCUCUUUCCUGGCCCGCUUGGGGUACGACGACAUCACCAUUUUCGAGAAGCAGAGGUUCAUUGGAGGACUGAGCUCUUCCGAGAUCCCGCAAUUCCGCUUGCCAUACGAUGUGGUUCAGUUCGAGGUGGAUUUGAUGAGAGACCUGGGAGUGAAGAUUGUCUGUGACCGAGGACUCGGCCAAGAUGGAAUGACUCUGCUCUCUCUAAAGGAGGAAGGAUACAAAGCUGUGUUCAUUGGAAUCGGUCUUCCUCAAGCUAACAGACACAAGCUCUUUGAUGGCCUCUCCACAGAACAGGGUUUUUACACGUCGAAGGACUUUCUCCCCCUCGUUGCGAAAGCCAGUAAACCAGGGAUGUGUAGUUGUCACUCAGCGCUGCCGGAGCUCCGUGGUACUGUGAUCGUUCUGGGCGCUGGAGACACAGCCUUCGACUGCGCUACUUCUGCCCUCCGCUGCGGCGCCCGCCGUGUGUUUGUGGUCUUUAGGAAGGGAUUCACCAACAUACGAGCUGUUCCUGAGGAGAUGGAGCUGGCCAAGGAGGAGAAAUGUGAGUUCCUGCCCUUCCUGUCUCCACGUGAGGUGUUGCUAAAGGGAGGCCGGGUCCAUGGAAUGGAGUUCUGCCGAACCGAGCAAACAGAGUCGGGACAGUGGGUGGAGGAUGAAGAUCAGACCAUACGACUGAAGGCCGACUAUAUCAUCAGUGCUUUCGGCUCUCUGAUGAAUGACCCCGCAGUGAUCGAGGCCAUGGCUCCCAUCAGGUUAAACAGAUGGGGGCUUCCUGAGCUGGACCCAGAGAGCAUGCAGACUAGUGAGCCGUGGGUGUUCGCUGGGGGCGAUGUGGCCGGUCUGGCCAAUACCACCGUGGAAGCAGUCAAUGAUGGGAAACAGGCCUCCUGGCACAUACACAGAUACUUACAGUCCAUCUUCGGCCAGACGGUCAGCGGCCCGCCCCAGCUGCCUCUCUUCUACUCACCCAUAGACAUGGUGGACAUCAGCGUGAAGAUGUGCGGCAUCACGUUCCCCAAUCCGUUCGGGCUGGCCAGUGCUCCACCCACCACCAGCGCCGCCAUGAUCCGCAGGGCCUUCGAGCAGGGUUGGGGUUUCGCCCUCACCAAAACUUUUUCAUUGGACAAGGAUUUGGUCACCAAUGUGUCUCCACGUAUAGUGCGUGGAACCACUUCCGGCCCGCUGUUUGGUCCUGGGCAGGGCUCCUUCCUCAACAUUGAGCUGAUCAGUGAAAAGACGGCUGCCUACUGGUGCCAGAGCGUCACGGAACUCAAAGCCGACUUUCCUGACAAUAUUGUCAUAUCCAGCAUAAUGUGCAGCUACAACAAAGCUGAUUGGACCGUACUUGCCAAAAUGGCAGAGGAGUCUGGCGCUGAUGCCCUGGAGCUGAAUCUAUCAUGUCCUCAUGGAAUGGGGGAGAGGGGAAUGGGGCUCGCCUGUGGGCAGGAUCCAGAGCUGGUGCGGAACAUCUGUCGGUGGGUUCGACAGGCUGUCCGUGUCCCGUUCUUUGCCAAGCUCACCCCUAAUGUGACCAACAUCGUGGACAUUGCCAAGGCUGCACAGGAAGGUGGAGCAGAUGGCGUCACAGCCACCAACACGGUUUCAGGGCUGAUGGGACUCAAGGCAGACGGCUCUCCCUGGCCUGGCAUCGGCCGAGGAAGGCGCACCACAUAUGGUGGAGUGUCUGGAAAUGCCAUCCGGCCCAUCGCAUUGAGAGCAGUGUCCGCCAUAGCGAAAGCUCUGCCUGGUUUUCCCAUUCUGGCCACCGGGGGCAUCGACUCUGCAGAGUCCGGAUUGCAGUUCCUCCAUGCUGGAGCCACAGUGUUACAGGUGUGCAGUGCGAUACAAAACCAGGACUUCACUGUGAUUGAGGACUACUGCACUGGUCUGAAAGCGCUGCUCUACCUGAAAAGCAUUGAGGAGCUCCAGGACUGGGACGGCCAGUCGCCUCCUACAGCCCGCCAUCAGAAGGGAAAGCCUGUGCCUACGCUGGAGGAAGUCAAAGGAAGGAUUCUGCCCAGUUUUGGCCCGUACCUGCAGGAAAAGAAGGAGGCGAUUGCGAACCACAAAAAGAAACUGAAAGACUACAGUGACGACGCUGUUUCCACUGAAGGAACGAGAGUUUACACUCCCAAGGGUCCCGUGCCAAGAGUUAAAGAUGUGAUAGCCAAAGCUCUGAAACACAUCGGUGCCUAUCAAGAGCUAAACAUUCAGGAGCAAGUGCAGGCUCUGAUCGAUCCGGAGAUGUGCAUUAACUGUGGGAAGUGUUACAUGACCUGUAAUGAUGCUGGAUACCAGGCCAUUGUGUUUGACCCCGAGACUCAUCUCCCCGCGAUUCAGGACAGCUGCACCGGCUGCACUCUCUGCCUCAGCGUCUGCCCCAUCAUCGACUGCAUCAAGAUGGUUGCCAGGACAACGCCUUACGUGCCAAAGCGAGGCCUCCCUCAAGUCGUGGAGCCUGUGUGCUGAGAGAAAUCCGAGACCAAAAAGAUAAAAAUGUCUACAUCACAGCAUCGAAUUUACCUCGUAAUUGCAGUGUGAAGAAUUAACUUUGUUGUGGGGUGGGGAGGGGGAGCAAAUAAUUAGAUUUAAAAAAAAUAAUAAUUGCCUUAUUUUCAGGAGCCAAUUAUCUAGAAAUAAUCUUAGGGGGUGUAAAGCGUGGUGUUAUUUUGAAACAAUAGCAAGGCAAUUUAUCGAGGUGAGGUUCCUGUCUCUCUUUCUCUGAGGGCUGAUGGGAAUGAAUCUGAGCAGUGGGAAUAAUGGCUGUUUAUGCAGAUGUGGGAAGACUGUGCUCUGCCUGAACGCUGUAUCCUUUAACAAGAGCCACGAUGAUGGAUCGUCCACUACAUCCACAACAGAAUGCAAUCACAUAUACAAGAGGUGGUGAUGGGAAAUGAGGAAAUGAAUGGAUUUUAAUUGAAUGGUGGAUGGUUUGGCACGGAAUCACACUCAGUGUUGUUUUCCAAAACAUAUUAUGAUUCGAAAACGUUUGUUUGAUGUUAUAUAUGCUAUAUUGUAUCCAAAAAGCCUGCAUACCUCUAAAACUAAACACAAAGUAUUAGUUAACCACUUUUAUUUCUAAUUGACAUUAAUGUCCCUUUAACCCUUAAUAACAAAUGUGGUUGAUUUUGAUUGCAUUAGCCAUCUGGAUAGGGUCAUUUAGAGAGCCGGUCUACCCUAGAAAUAUACUGAACAUUUAAGUAAAGGUCAUCUAUGACUAUUUCCAGACAUUAGAGAUGAAGACUAGCUGUUAUUCAUCUUGGACCCAAAAGGUCAAGUCUGACCACCUCUAUCUCAACAAAUACAGGGCCCGUCCGUACUGCACAUACAAGCACCUCGCUUGCUCCCUACAGACGAUCAAACAUGGUGAUGGCUGGUCAGGAUAGCUGUGCACUGGGUCAAUACUGGGUCGUAUUUCAGCUCAAAAUCAAAAGAAAACAGAGGACAUCAUAGCACUUUCUCAUUGCAACAAUGUGAAAAAAAAAUGGAGAUUUAUAUACUAUAAAUCAGUAACUCAGUUAUACAAUCCUCAAUACAUUUUUUGUUUAUUUAAAGCAACAGUAAUUACAUGUAAUGCAAAUACUACCAUUAUUUACAAAUUAUACUAUAUAUUAUAUUUUUAAUAUUAAAGUAAUGAGAAUUAUGGGGAAAAUAUGGUUAAUGGUUAAAAAUGUCUCAGGUCAUACUUUACCUCAAUGAAUAAAUAAAUAGAUUAUUAAAUAU
Messenger RNA from Ctenopharyngodon idella (grass carp), 5011 nucleotides. It is a transcript of the gene dpyda.1, whose product is annotated as dihydropyrimidine dehydrogenase a, tandem duplicate 1. Bases 1067 to 3757 code for a protein of 896 amino acids. Gene Ontology annotation, cellular component: cytoplasm; cytosol. The record is from RefSeq and is a predicted model, not a curated record. Gene Ontology annotation, biological process: thymine catabolic process; uracil catabolic process. Gene Ontology annotation, molecular function: dihydropyrimidine dehydrogenase (NADP+) activity; iron-sulfur cluster binding; uracil binding. NCBI's taxonomy places the organism in Eukaryota, Metazoa, Chordata, Actinopteri, Cypriniformes, Xenocyprididae. The transcript is spliced from 22 exons.